AUGCACAAUAUGAAAUCAUAUUAUUUAUUAUUGUUCCUCUUCUGUGCGAAUUUCUUGAACAUACAUGUGUGUCAGGCAAAUCAUUCGAAUAAUUGGGCAGUUCUUGUUGAUACAUCAAGGUUUUGGUUCAAUUACAGGCAUGUAGCAAACGUUUUGUCCAUUUACAGAAGUGUCAAACGUCUUGGUAUACCAGAUAGUCAGAUAAUAUUAAUGGUUGCUGAUGAUAUGGCCUGUAACCCUCGUAAUCCUAGUCCUGCGACUGUAUUCAAUAAUGCCGAUCAACAGCUUAAUGUCUAUGGGGACGACGUUGAAGUCGAUUUUAGAGGCUAUGAAGUAACGGUCGAAAACUUUGUACGUUUAUUAACAGGUCGGUUACCUCCUGAUACACCUCGUUCAAAACAAUUGCUUACUGAUGAAGGUAGUAACAUCUUAAUAUACCUUACUGGUCAUGGCGGUGAUGGAUUUCUAAAGUUUCAAGAUUCUGAAGAAGUUACCAGCCAAGAAUUAGCUGAUGCUCUUGAACAGAUGUGGCAGAAAAGAAGAUACCAUGAAAUAUUCUUUAUGAUUGAUACCUGUCAAGCUUCAUCGAUGUAUGAAAAAUUUUAUUCACCAAACAUUCUUGCAAUGGCUAGUAGUUUAGUUGGUGAAGACUCUCUUUCGCAUCACGUAGAUCCAGCAAUUGGAGUGUACAUAAUAGAUCGUUAUACAUUUUACGCAUUGAAAUUUUUAGAGAAUGUUAAACUGAAGAGUCGUAUUAGCAUGAAGAGUUUUCUGGGUGUUUGUCCUAAACAAGACUGUAUUUCAACUGUAGGAGUACGAAUAGACUUAUUUCACAGAGACCUGGCCAAAGUUCCAAUAACAGACUUUUUUGGAUCUGUUAGACCAGUCGAAUUAACCUUUGACUUUUUAGAUAUUUCAAACACACCAUUAUAGAAAAUAUUUGUAAAUACUGUUCUGUGUAAAAUUAUUGAUAAUUGUAUUUAACUUGUAUAUAAUUUCAAGUGUUUUAUUCCAUAUUUGUGAGCAGGUUAUUUCAUAAUAUUUUAUAUAUUGCUACAUCAUGUUAUAAAUACU
Messenger RNA from Rhopalosiphum maidis (corn leaf aphid), 1074 nucleotides. It is a transcript of the gene PIG-K, whose product is annotated as putative GPI-anchor transamidase. Gene Ontology annotation, biological process: attachment of GPI anchor to protein; proteolysis; protein localization to cell surface. NCBI's taxonomy places the organism in Eukaryota, Metazoa, Arthropoda, Insecta, Hemiptera, Aphididae. The transcript is spliced from 7 exons. The record is from RefSeq and is a predicted model, not a curated record. The coding region runs from base 1 to 933 and encodes 310 amino acids. Gene Ontology annotation, cellular component: GPI-anchor transamidase complex. Gene Ontology annotation, molecular function: GPI-anchor transamidase activity.